AUGCGCCCACCCGGCCGCGGCGGGGUCCCCCCGGCGUCCCCUGCGCUGCUGCUCCUGCUGCUGCCGGCGCUUAUGCAGCUGCUGGGGGGGCCGCGCGGCGUGGUCGCGGGGACCGGGGCUGGCGCGCCGUCUGAGCUGCGGGUCCGCGUGCGGCUGCCCGACGGCCAGGUGACCGAGGAGAGCCUGCAGGCGGACAGCGACGCCGACAGCAUCAGCCUGGAGCUGCGCAAGCCCGACGGCACCCUUAUCUCCUUCACCGCCGACUUCAAGAAGGAUGUGAAGAUCUUCCGGGCCCUGAUCCUAGGGGAGCUGGAGAAGGGGCAGAGCCAGUUCCAGGCCCUCUGCUUUGCCACCCGGCUGCACCACAAUGAGAUCAUUCCCAGCGAGGCCAUGGCCAAGCUCCGACAGAAAAAUCCACGGGCAGUGCGGCAGGCUGAGGAGGUGCGGGGCCUGGAGCAGAUGCACAUGGACGUCACCGUGAACUUCAGCCAGGGGGGCCUGCUGAGCCCCCAUCUCCGCAACGUGUGUGCCGAGGCCGCAGAUGCCAUCUACACCCGCCAGGAGGACGUCCGAUUCUGGCUGGAGCAAGGUGUGGACAGCUUCGUGUUCGAGGCCCUGCCCAAGCCCUCAGAGCAGAUGUUGCUGCCUCGCUGUGGGCAGGUGGGGGACCGCGGGAAGCCCUGCGUCUGCCGCUACGGCCUGAGCCUGGCCUGGUACCCCUGCAUGCUCAAGUAUUGCCACGGCCGUGACCGCCCGACACCCUACAAAUGUGGCAUCCGCAGCUGCCAGAAGAGCUACAGCUUCGACUUCUACGUGCCUCAGAGGCAGCUGUGCCUCUGGGAUGAGGACCCCUAG
This is a messenger RNA of Lipotes vexillifer (Yangtze River dolphin), 855 nucleotides long. RefSeq names its product out at first homolog (gene OAF). The transcript has 4 exons. Lineage: Eukaryota; Metazoa; Chordata; Mammalia; Artiodactyla; Lipotidae. The record is from RefSeq and is a predicted model, not a curated record. Bases 1 to 855 code for a protein of 284 amino acids.